AUGCUUGUGGCCUCUGGUCGGCUGGUUCCCCGCUUUCUGCAACGACAAUGUCCCACUGUCAGCGAUAGCCUUCUGAUAGCAUCUAUCCUGGAUGCCAUCGGGCUCUUCGUUACCGACUAUCUGACAUACACAUGGGGAGGCAUGUCGGACGAUGUACCAGAGCCAUCGGUAGCUCGUGUGAUUGCGCUUAAGAAGGUACAAUUCGCUGGAAAUGCGUUCUACGACACCGGUAUCUACUGGCCAAAGCUGGCCAUCCUCGCGCUGUACUUCAGGCUCAUUCCGCCAACGAUGCCGUGGUUGCGAAAAGCACUCUAUGCGGUAACCUUGUUUACCGGUACUGCCAUGAUAUCGACGUUCUUUCUUGAUACUUUCUGGUGCGGGCGCCAGGUCUCUCAGAAUUGGUCUCCUGAUGAGGGAGCAUGCAACACCUUCAGUUCAAAAGAAGUUUUUCGGAUCGAUUGGAGCCUCAAUGUCACAUCAGAUUUGUUCAUUUUUGCUUUGCCAUUUCCGCUUCUUCGCUCACUGCAGCUUCGCCGUCGCCAGAUCUGGGGUCUUGUUGCAACGUUCUCACUCGGUGCCGUUACCAUAGCUAUGAGUAUGGUCCGCUUUGCAACGAUAGAGGUCAUAUAUGCUUGGACCAACGUCUAUGUCCUUUCCAUGGCUGAAAUGGCUGUCGCGAUCAUGGUGGUUUCGUUACCGUCGAUGAGAUCCUUCCUGCGACGUGGCACCCUAUUUUCCUCCAACAAGAAGUCGCGUUCUUCCGAGUCUCGUACCUAUGGGCACCAAACACCAGCAUCAGGUUCGCACAACUUCUUGCGACCUUCCAGAAGAGGCAAGCACAGCGUUCGUGUACACACCGAUGAAGACUCAGGCAGCGAAGUGGAGCUUAAUACCAUGGCAAGGAAGGAUGUGAUCUACGAGACUCAUCGCGUUAGUGUACAGUUCUCGAAGUCGCAGGAUGAAGAGCACGACAGCUCUGCAAAGUACCCGUGA
Molecule: messenger RNA, 993 nt
Organism: Alternaria postmessia
Lineage: Eukaryota; Fungi; Ascomycota; Dothideomycetes; Pleosporales; Pleosporaceae
Exons: 4
Coding region: 1-993 (330 amino acids)
Source: RefSeq, a predicted model, not a curated record